CCUAUCUUCAUUGUCUUUAAAUACUUUCAUCCCCAUAUAAUCGGAAUAUGCUUGUUAGCCAUUUGUUUCUCAUCCUAUUAUGUUCACACAUAGGUUCUAAAAAUUUUACUACCUUUUUCUUAAUUGCUAAUACAAGGCUAUCUUUCAUGGGAAACUCUCUUAGGAGAAGCAGCGACUAUAAUUCAAACGAGGAAGCCAGAUCCUUGCCCAUUGACACCAUUUUCCAGCUUCCAUCUCCAAUGCCCUCUUGGCCAUCAGGUGGUGACUUUGCCAGUGGUGAGAUUGAUUUGGGGGGACUUCAAGUUCGACAAGUAUCAUCUUUCAACAAAGUUUGGACAGCAUAUGAAGGGGGACCAGACAACCUUGGCGCAACGGUUUUCGAGCCGUCCAACGUACCAGAUGGAUUUUCCAUGUUUGGUUGCUAUGCCCAACAAAAUAAUCAACCACUCUUUGGUUGGGUUUUGGUGGGAAAAGAUGAUUCAGGUGAUAUCUUGAAGAAGCCAACUGAUUACACUCUAGUUUGGACUAGUGAGUCCUUGAAAAUCAGCCAGACAACCCAAGCCUAUUUUUGGCUCCCAACGCCACCGGAUGGUUAUGUAGCCGUCGGUAUUGUCGUCACCACCUCGUCGGAUAAGCCAUCCCUCGAUAAAAUCCGGUGUGUUCGGACUGACUUCUCCGAAGAAUGUGAGACUGAUAACUGGAUCUGGGCACAAGGAACAGUGAGAAGUGAUAAUGGAGUCAAUUUAUACGGUUUACGACCACAGAAUAGAGGAACCCAAGCUCAAGCUCUAAGUGUAGGGACAUUCACCGUCCAAGACAAUGACUCUUCUUUAUCUUUAUCAUGCUUAAAAAACAACAAUUUCCCCUCAUCUUCUAUGCCAAAUCUUAAGCAAAUCGAAGCAUUAUUUGAAGCAUAUUCUCCAUUUAUUUACUUUCAUCCCAGAGAAACUUACCUUCCGUCUUCUGUAAACUGGUACUUCAGUAAUGGAGCUUUACUGUAUACUAAAGGAGAAGAGUCAAACCCUGUUCCAAUUGAACCCAAUGGCUCCAAUCUCCCCCAAGGUGGCUCAAAUGAUGGCACAUACUGGCUGGACCUUCCUGUCGAUGAAAAUGCAAAGGAAAAAAUAAGAAAAGGAGAUUUAGCUAGCUCUGAGGUUUAUCUCCAUGUUAAACCUAUGUUCGGUUCAACUUUUACCGAUAUAGCAAUGUGGAUAUUCUAUCCCUUUAAUGGGCAUUCAACAGCUAAACUGGGAUUGGUCGACAUUUCGUUGGGCCAUAUCGGUGAACACGUGGGGGACUGGGAGCAUUUGACCCUCAGAAUCAGCAACUUCGAUGGGGUUUUGUACAAAGUUUACUUCUCGGAACACAGUGGAGGCGCAUGGGUUGAUACAUCAAUGGCAGAAUUUCACACCAAUAACAAAAUCGUCGCAUACUCAGCAUUAAACGGCCAUCCAUUUUAUUACAAACCUGGGCUCGUAUUACAGGGAGGUGAUGAUAUUGGAUUAAGAAAUGACACUGAAAAAAGUGAUAUUUUUAUGGAUACUGCAGGUGGGUUUUCAAUAGUAGCGGCAGAGAAUCUUGUUCCGGCAGUGGUGGAGCCUCCAUGGCUGAAUUAUGGUCGAGAAUGGGGUCCGAAAACUCAGACUAAAGCAGGGGAUGAAGUGAAUAGGCUGGAAAAUUUACUGAGUGGGAACUUAAGAUCUGCAUUCGAGAGGGUGGUGAAUUUACUGCCCAAUGAAGUUUAUGAAGAAGAAGGUCCACUGGGUCCCAAGAUGAAGAGCAGUUGGAAUGGCGAUGAAAGAUAAAUGUAAAAUGAAUUAUUCUAAUUUAUAUUAUAUUCAGCUUAGUUAACAGGUAUGGUUGAUUUUAUUUCCCUAAAGGGUUCGCAGAACAGAAAUUUCGCAUUUUCUUGUUAUGAAGAGAAAAAUAAUAAUAAUAAGAAAAAGAGAAGAACAAAUAAAAAUCAAUAAACUUGUGGUAAAUUGUCAUUUGAGUGAAUUUGUCGAACAUAGAUGUCACCAUUCUUCUGAAUCUUAUGCAUAUGAAAGAAUUUUAAAGAAAUAUGCUUUA
This is a messenger RNA of Olea europaea var. sylvestris, 2070 nucleotides long. RefSeq lists its product as uncharacterized. The record is from RefSeq and is a predicted model, not a curated record. Lineage: Eukaryota; Viridiplantae; Streptophyta; Magnoliopsida; Lamiales; Oleaceae. The coding region runs from base 48 to 1805 and encodes 585 amino acids. The transcript is spliced from 2 exons.